This is a messenger RNA of Myripristis murdjan (pinecone soldierfish), 4143 nucleotides long. RefSeq names its product telomerase reverse transcriptase (gene tert). Gene Ontology annotation, biological process: telomere maintenance via telomerase. The record is from RefSeq and is a predicted model, not a curated record. Gene Ontology annotation, cellular component: telomerase catalytic core complex. The transcript has 16 exons. Lineage: Eukaryota; Metazoa; Chordata; Actinopteri; Holocentriformes; Holocentridae. Gene Ontology annotation, molecular function: telomeric repeat DNA binding; telomerase RNA binding; telomerase activity. The coding region runs from base 70 to 3408 and encodes 1112 amino acids.
AACUGAGGUUUACCACAGUGUUGAGUUACUGUCUGCCAUUUAAUAAACCGCACAGCAACUGUAGCCUUCAUGUCUACUCCUGACCUUUCACGGGUUGCAGAUAUCCUCCGCUCACUCUACCCGCAUGUCCAAACCCUGGAGCAGUUCGCCGACAGUAUCGUGUUUAAAGAGGGACGGAGAGCAGCUCUCGUCGAGCAAACCGACUCAAACCGCUUCGUGUCUUUCGUGCAGGGCGUUUUGGUGUGCUCCGACAAGAAGCUGCACCAGGUGCCAAGCUGCAACCAGAUCUGCACUUUGCCCGAGCUACUGGCUUUUGUUCUAAACAACUUCAAGCGGAAGCGAAAAAGAAAUGUCCUGGCACAUGGCUACAGUUUUCUCUCCCUGGCUCAGGAGGAACGGGAUGCAGACCAGUUCAAGUUUCAAGGUGAUGUAACUCAAAGUGCUGCCUACAUACAUGGCAGUGACCUGUGGAGGAAAGUCACGGCACGCCUCGGCACAGACAUCACAUGGUACCUGCUGGAAAGCUGUGCCGUGUUUGUGGCUGUCCCGCCUUCAUGUGUUUUCCAGGUGUGUGGAGUUCCUGUCUAUGACCGGGUCUCCAUGUCUACUGUGUCCUCUGGCUUCUGUCUCCAGACCCAGUCAAGGAGACAUAAGAGUAGUCAGUAUGGAAAGUAUCAGGGGAGUGCAGUGAUGUCAAAAAAGAGGCGAGAAUGUGAAAAUACUAAUAUCAGCAAGCAGAAGAAGAGCAGAUCCAGAAGGCAUGGCUGCAGAAAAAAGGUUAAAAGGAAAAGAGAAAGGGAUGACAAGGAAGAAGAGGGUAUGAGUUAUUCAAGAAAGAGGAGACGGAUAGAUGAGGAUGGGCGCACACAGGGAGUCCAACAGGAUUGCUAUGAAUCAGGAGAUGAUGGGCAGAACAGAUCAGUGAAAACAUCAGUGUCUCUGAAGCUUUUGGACUGUGGUGGCAUUGAUUCUAAGCAGCCUGCUGAAAUACCAACAAUCACACUUCCCUUAGAGGGAGGUCCCAGUUGGAGAACAGGGCUUUUCCCUCCUCUGCCUCCCUCACAGUGUUUUAUCCGCACACGGGGAAUGCUUUAUGGAGGGAGAGGCAUGCGCGGCUUCCUUCUCAACAGGAAGAAGAGGGGUGGAGUUGAAGUGCCUAGAAGGCUGCAGGGGCGAGACUUGAUAAGAAUAGUGUUUUUUGAGGGUGUGGCCUAUCUCAACGGGAUGGAGAGAAAGCCGAAGAAACUUCCCCGGCGCUUUUUCAGCAUGGUCCCCCUGUUUAGCCAGCUGUUGCGUCAACACAGGAGAUGUCCAUAUGGCAGAAUACUGCAGAUGAUGUCCCCAGUGGUGGAGGGGGAAGAUGGAGAGGGACAGGACUUAGCCUCUCUCCUGCCCCAACACUGUGCACGUCACCGUGUCUACCUCUUCAUCAGGGAGUGCCUCUCAACCGUGGUCCCACAGGAGCUGUGGGGGUCUGACCACAACCAGCUAUGUUUCCUCACCAAGGUUAGGGCCUUUCUGCACAGCAGCAAGUUCGAGAGGCUCUCACUGGCCCAACUGAUGUGGAAGAUGAAGGUGAAUGACUGUGAUUGGCUGAAGAUCAGCAAGACUGGAUGCUUCCCACCCAGUGAGCUCUCAUACCGGACACAGGUGCUGGGUCAGUUCGUGGCUUGGCUGCUGGAUGGCUAUGUUGCAGGCCUGGUUAGAGCCUGUUUCUACGUCACUGAAAGCAUGGGCCAGAAGAACGCCCUGAGGUUCUACAGACAGGAAGUGUGGGCUAAGUUGCAAGAGCUGGCGUUUAGAACUCACCUCUCCAAGUGCCACAUGGAGGAGUUGACCCUGGCUCAGGUAGCAUCCCUCCCCAAAACCACCAUCACCUCCCACCUUCGCUUCAUCCCCAAGACUAAUGACAUGAGGCCUAUCACACGAAUCAUAGGAGCAGAUGCCAAAACAAGGCAAUACCAAGGGCGUGUCCGGGACCUUCUGGACAUACUGCAGGCAUGUGUGCAUUCCAACCCCUCCCUCCUGGGCUCCACAGUGUGGGGGAUGACGGACAUCCACAAAGUCUUGCUCUCUCUGGCUUCAGCUCAGAAGGACAAGCUGCAACCCCUCUACUUCGUUAAGGUGGAUGUGAGUGGGGCCUAUGAGAGUCUGCCUCACACCAAGCUCGUGGAUGUGAUUAGCCAGGUCUUGUCACCGGUUCAGGAUCAAAUCUUUACUGUACGCCGCUACGCCAAGAUCUGGGCUGAUGCACACGAAGGCCUUAAGAAGAGCUUUAUUCGACAGUCAGGUGUCCUGGUUGAUAAUAUGGGAUUCACCAACAUGAAGGGGUUUGUGAUGUCACUACAAAAAACGGGAAAAGUUCAUCAUGCUAUACUGGUGGAGCAGCAUUUCUCUGCUGAUCUUCAUGCCAGGGAGGCCCUCGAGUUUUUCACCCAAAUGCUCACUGGCGGUGUUGUUCAGUUUGGGAAGAGAACGUAUCGUCAGUGCCGAGGGAUUCCUCAGGGAUCGGUUGUGUCCAGUUUACUUUGCUGUCUCUGCUACGGCCACAUGGAAAACCUCCUGUUCAAAAGCAUUUCUGAUAAAGGAGGAUGUCUGAUGAGACUAGUGGAUGACUUCCUUCUGAUCACCCCUCACCUAGACCAGGCACAAAGUUUCCUCAAGACCUUGUUGGUGGGGGUGCCAGAGUAUGGGCUGGUGAUCAAGACCCAGAAGGUGGUAGUCAACUUCCAGGUGUCUGGAGACAUGGGCUCUGUUCCUGGCAUUCGCCUGCUGCCCCCUCACUGCCUCUUCCCCUGGUGUGGACUGCUGCUAGACACACAUACACUGGAUGUCCAUAGAGACUACUCCAGCUACGCAGGACAAUCUCUGCGCUACAGUCUUACGUUAGGCUCCUCCCACUUAGCUGGACAGCAAAUGAGGAGGAAGCUGUUGUGUAUCCUCAGACUCAAGUGCCACGCUCUCUUUGUGGACCUCAAGACCAAUUCUGUUGAAGCAGUCUACAGGAAUAUCUACAAGCUGGUUCUGCUUCAUGCAUACAGGUUUCAUGUGUGUGCCCAGAGUUUACCCUUUGGUCAGACUGUUGCCAAGAACCCGGUCUAUUUCCUGCAGAUGAUCUGGGACAUGGCUGAGUACACCAAUUACCUCAUCAGACUGAGCAACAAAGGUAUGAUUAUAGGUAGUAAGGCCCAGACAGGCGUCCUCCAGUAUGAAGCAGUGGAGCUGCUCUUCUGUCUUUCUUUUCUGCUGGUGCUGUCACGCCACCGUCCUCUCUACAGGGCCCUGCUCCCGUGCCUGCACAAAAGGAAACGUGGUCUGGAGAGGCGUCUGGGGGAUCUGAGGCUGGCCAGGGUCAGACAGGCUGCUAACCCUAAGAUCCCAGAGGAGUUCCUGGCCAUCCAGACUUAAAGUGUCGCCCUGUCACCUUAAAUCACCUUCCAGUUAUCACACUAUCCCCCUGGAAAUAUAAGUAUAUAUAUAUAAGUUGGACCUAAUUUUUGUCAAAAUCAAGUUGCUGUGGAAAGCAGCACCUUUACUGUGACAAAAAUCCAAGUGAAGAGGAGUUUUUCCCCGAUUCUCAAAAGGAUAAAGAAACUAUAAAGGACAUCUGCUGUGCAAAACUACAUUACUAGGAAGGUUGGUGUUGAUAUAAAACACUAGUUGCAUGGUAAAUACUGAUAUAUUUCUAUCAUCUGCGAUAAGAUCUCUGUGCUGUGAGAAUGAACAAAUGUGUUUUCCUUCCUUGGAAACAAAUAAGCAAAACAAAAAAAGCCUCCUGCAUUUACUGCAUAAAAAAAUCUAAAUAAAAGUAAAAAUAGGUCAUUUAAACUUUAAAGUAAAAGUUAUUCCGUAGCUUUUUAGAAAAGAGCAUUGUUACAUGUGAUGUUGUUAAAAAGACAAGCAAACAGAGUUAAAACUCAGUUCUUUUAAUCGGAAAAUUUCAAGAUAAAGUGCAGAAACAGCUUAAAGCCAGUUUCACCUUUUCUUUCUUGUUGAAUAGCUGCUCACUGCAAACGGAUCCACAAUUUGUCAACUGAAUUUUCUGACGUUUUUAGUGUUCCAACAAUUUGUAUUGCAUUGGAUGUCACUUUAAAUGUAGUGAGGUACAAUAUUUAAAUAAAAUUCAAUUUUAUUGCACAACAA